AUGACGCCGCCGCCGGGGAAAACAACACCCAGAACAAAGAAGAAUCCUACUCGCUCGCAAAACGAAGGAGCAAGCGCUGCGAUGCUGCUCGUCUCCGUGGGAUUCUGCGCCGGGCUUGCGUUCUACCGAUUCGCGCUCGAAUCGGUCGUCUUAAAGAAGCGAAGGAAGAAGAGAGAGGUGGAUCGAGUCGCGCGGCGAAGCGUCGCUUUGCGGGAAGGGAAAGAUGCGAUCGAAGGGGAAACGUACGUUCAGUGCAAAGGAGGAGAAGGAGAAAGCAUGAAGAACGACAAAAGCGAAGAAAAAGAGAAAGAAACACGUUCGACGGGAAGUUUUAGGACGUUUCCAGCGCACGGAAAGAACACCGCGCUGCUUAUCAUCGACAUGCAGAGCGACUUUUUGAGCAAAUCCGGAAGGCUCGGACAACACUACUCUCGAGACGUUCUCGAGCGGUUGGAAGCGACGACGGCGAACGUGGCGAGAGUUCUGGAAAAGUGCAGAGAGAAAGGGUUCACGAUCGCGCACAGUCGAAGUCACAGGUACGGAGCGGAAAUCCGGAGAGAUUUACUCAACGGAAUUGACGUGAGUAUGAGUAGCCCGAUCGAAGGCGUGGACGCUACGUAUAACUUUGUCGAGCGGUUGAAACCAAAGGAGGGGGAAAUUAUCGUGGAUAAAUGGACGUUCGGCGCGUUCGCGAGCACGGAUUUAGAGAAGCAAUUAGUCGGACGUGGGGUGGAACGGAUAUUGUUGUGUGGGAUACUGACGAACGUGUGCGUCAUGGCGACGGCGGUGCAGGCGUGCGAUCGAUUUUUCCGGGUGUGUUUAGUCGAAGACGCGUGCGGGGCGUUCGGGAAGGAGAAAGAGGGAGGUUGGCACGAUAUGGCGGUCACUUUGAUUAACGGACCGCAAAUCGCGAAACAAAAUCAUCACAAAAGCCUUUGGACGUGUUAA
This is a messenger RNA of Bathycoccus prasinos, 948 nucleotides long. Its product is annotated as isochorismatase hydrolase. The transcript is spliced from 2 exons. NCBI's taxonomy places the organism in Eukaryota, Viridiplantae, Chlorophyta, Mamiellophyceae, Mamiellales, Bathycoccaceae. The record is from RefSeq and is a predicted model, not a curated record. The coding region runs from base 1 to 948 and encodes 315 amino acids.